Fundulus heteroclitus (mummichog) is the source of this 2866-nucleotide messenger RNA. RefSeq names its product lysine methyltransferase 5B (gene kmt5b). The coding region runs from base 291 to 2834 and encodes 847 amino acids. NCBI's taxonomy places the organism in Eukaryota, Metazoa, Chordata, Actinopteri, Cyprinodontiformes, Fundulidae. The transcript has 10 exons. Gene Ontology annotation, molecular function: histone H4K20 methyltransferase activity; protein binding. Gene Ontology annotation, cellular component: nucleus. The record is from RefSeq and is a predicted model, not a curated record.
GGAACUAUUUUGUGUCGGAGGGCUGUGAUGCGGCUCCCUCUCGCCUGUGCCAGGCCGCCAUCUUGAAUUUUAAUGUUAAUUUCCAAAGGAAAAAAAAAAACAAUAAUGUGUUUGCUGUGAUAUUUUUGUCUCGGAUGUCGUGACGGAUUUGGAUGAAGACGGUUGUUUCGUUCCAGGAUUGUUUUUUCAACCGAUGAUAUUGUUUCUAACUCCAGAGGCCAGUCUUCCCCACUCAGAAGCACCCCUUAAUCUGAGAGACUAAAUGAAACUGGAGCGGGGGGCUUGUGGGCAUGAAGUGGCUGGGCGAAUCCAAGAACAUGGUAUUAAAUGGCAGACGACACGGGACCAGGUUGACCAGCGAGCAGCCGCUGAGCCAGACCCGCUCCCAGCAUCCACAGCGGACGUCGCUGCGCCACAGCAAGAGCCACGGGCGGAGCCGCCGGUGCAGCCGCAGGUGUAAUGGGGCCAGUCUGGAGGCCGAGCGGCGCUACGUGCCCUCAUCAGGGAUGACCGCCAAGGAACUGUGUGAGAACGACGACCUGACCACCAGCCUCAUCCUGGACCCCUACCUGGGCUUUCAGACCCACAAGAUGAACACCAGGUUUCGGCCAAUCAAAGGAAGGCAGGAGGAGCUGAAGGAAAUCAUCGAACGCUUCAAGAAACACGACAACAUGGAGAAGGCCUACAAAGCUCUGACCACGGGAGACUGGUGCCGAAAUCUGUUCCUCAACAAGUCCAAGGCUCAGGAGAAGCUCUUCAAGCAGCACGUGUUCGUCUACCUGCGCAUCUUCACAGCCGACAGCGGCUUCGAGAUCCUGCCGUGUAACCGUUACUCGUCCGAGCAGAACGGGGCCAAGAUUGUGGCCACAAAGGAAUGGAAAAGAAACGAUAAGAUCGAGUACCUGGUGGGCUGCAUCGCCGAGCUGUCGGAGAACGAGGAGAACCUGCUGCUGCGACACGGCGAGAACGACUUCAGCGUCAUGUACUCCACGCGGAAGAACUGCGCCCAGCUGUGGCUCGGCCCUGCCGCCUUCAUCAAUCACGACUGCCGGCCGAACUGCAAGUUUGUGUCGACGGGACGAGACACGGCCUGCGUGAAGGUGCUGAGGGACAUCGAGCCAGGAGAGGAGAUCUCCUGUUACUACGGCGACGGCUUCUUUGGGGAGAACAACGAGUUCUGUGAAUGUUACACGUGUGAAAGACGUGGAACCGGUGCUUUCAAAUCCAAAGCCGGGCUGCCGGCGGAGGUCCCGGUCAUCAACAGUAAGUACGGACUGCGGGAGACGGACAAGCGGCUCAACAGGCUGAAGAAACUCGGAGAAGGAAACCGGAGCUCAGACAGCCACUCUGUGGGCUCCCACACCGACGUGGACUCUCAGGAAAUGCCAAAAACACAUCAAUCUGCCAGAAACAGAACGUCAUCUUCAUCGUCUUCAUCGUCGGGCCUGAAGUAUAAGAACCGGACUCAGAGCAGACCGCCUGCGGGCCGAGCCCUUUCUACCUCAUGUUCCAAACCGGCCCGUGGAACCAGCAGCCGGGUACCAAAGAGACUACGAUCCCAGCCCAAGGCCUCGCCCGCUAAGCUGCCGCUGCGGAGCCGCAGGAGGGGCGCGGCGGCCCGGGGCGAGGCCGCCCAGCUGGGACUCAGGGACUCCAAGGCGGCGUCGUGUAAAGGCGUCGCCGUCAAGAAGGAGAAGGACGGCUCGGAGCCGGCGCCGCCGGGCCAGAGGGGCUGCCUGACCCGGCACGCCGCCAAGGAGAACGGCAGUCUUCCAGCGCCGCCGAGCGCCGCCGGCAGCCGGUGCUCCACCUACAGAACUCGCAGGUCCGCACGGACCCUCAUUAAGGCCCCGGAGCCCCCGGGGGGCGCCAAGCUGGAGCCCAGCGCCAUGGACGGGCUGAGCCCGGUGCCCGGCGGCGUGGUCAUCAAAACGGAGCCGGCGGACAUGGACGAGUACCUCCAGCACGGCGCCGGGCUGCAGCCGGCGGCGCUGGGCGGCGCCUACGCCAGGAGAAGCUCCUGUUCCAGCCGGAAGCGGCCGGCGCGGCUGCGGGCCGAGCGGACCAUUAAAUGCGAAGGCUCGGACUGCGAGACGUUCUCGCCCGCGGCGCCCGGCCACGGCGCCGGCUUCUCCGACGGCGGGAACGUGCUGCUGAGCUUCGCCGACCGCCACCGGGACUACGGCGGCAACAAGUCGCUGCGCAGGGACAAGAGCAAGAGCGGCUGCCGCUCGCAGGACAAGGCCAAGAAGAAGCGGCGCAUCACCCGCUACGACGCCCAGCUGAUCCUGGAGAACAGCACGGGGAUCCCCAAGCUGACGCUCCGCCGGCGGAGGGACAGCAGCAGCAGCAAGACCACCGAGCCGGCCGACCACGUGGCGUCCUCCACCGUAAGCCCCGCCUCCUCCAGCAAAAUCAGCAUCAAGUUCAGCAAGGACCACGACAAGGACAAGGGCGGCUCCUACAUCGCCAAGCUCAACAACGGCUUCGCCCCCGUCGUCCACGGCAACGCCACCAAGCUGAAGAUCCAGCUGAGGAAGGAGGAGGACGCCCGGCGGCUCCACCACGCCAACGGCGACGCCGCUCAGGCUCUGGAGAGCAGGAACGGCGGGCACCGCGCCCAGAAGGUCCUGGCAGAGCCGUCGUCUGACGAGGAUGAGGAGGAGGAGGAAGAGGAGGAUGAAGACGACGACUACUUCCACAACGACUUCGAGGACGACUUCAUUCCACUUCCUCCGGCCAAGCGGCUGCGCCUCAUCGUGGGGAAGGACUCCAUAGACAUCGAUAUCUCCUCCAGGAGGAGAGAGGAUCAGUCGCUGAGGCUGAACGCCUGACGCCGCCCAGCUUCCGUAGCCGCCGCCGCCGC